AUGUCAGACUUUGCAACAGUGGCACCGCCUGCCCUGUCCGCACUUUUCGCCACCGCAAAGCAGGCAGACGCGCAAAAUUGGGGGUCUUCGGCAGAGCGAGGCGACUGUGGCCCACCACGUCGUAACUGCCCACCAGGUCCACCCGGUCCACCUGGUAUACCUGGUAAGCCUGGUAUCGUUGGUGAAGAUGGUGCUAUAGGGCCGCCUGGUCUUGCCGGGCUUCAAAAUUUUCUGAUAAAAUGUCCUCCUGGACCACCAGGUUUCCCCGGAGUUUCGGGUUCGCCAGGACCUGCUGGGCGACCUGGACAGCCAGGCAAAAGAGGAGCAGCUGGCGCUGAUGGAGAACGAGGUGAACGUGGUGAUCCAGGGUAUCCGGGAGAACCUGGAAGGAGUGGGCAGAGUGGCAUGGAUGGUGCACCAGGACGAGAUUGUUUCACAGGCAUCGGCAUCCCAGGUCCUCCUGGGAGACAAGGGCGACAAGGUAAACCGGGAAUGCCCGGUAGACCUGGUGCAAUGGGUGAGCAGGGAGAGCUCGGUCAAGAUGGUAUCCAAGGAAACGCUGGCUUGGAUGGAACACCUGGAAUGCCCGGUGAAAACGGGCAGCAUGGUCCUGCGGGAAAUCCUGGCGAUGAUGGCGGUUACUGUGAAUGUCCUGAAAGGAGGAAGAAGAGGCAGCGUAGAAGGCGUGCGUAG
This is a messenger RNA of Ostertagia ostertagi, 693 nucleotides long. NCBI's taxonomy places the organism in Eukaryota, Metazoa, Nematoda, Chromadorea, Rhabditida, Trichostrongylidae. The record is from the annotation of a GenBank genome assembly.